Messenger RNA from Menidia menidia (Atlantic silverside), 2692 nucleotides. NCBI's taxonomy places the organism in Eukaryota, Metazoa, Chordata, Actinopteri, Atheriniformes, Atherinopsidae. The record is from the annotation of a GenBank genome assembly.
GUGACGUCAUCAUCCCUCACCCGGCACUGGCUCUGCCUUCACUUCACACACACACCCGGCUUCAAACCAGCUUUGAAAGAAGACAAGCUCUCUAUUUGUUAUGGCCGAGCAUAGUGUCGUGGAGAAAAUGAGCAAACUGGAAGUGGACGGGGUUAAAAAGGUGGCAAACGACAGUGGUAAGGAUGGAGGGAAGAAGAAGGCCAAAAAUGCUGCUGGGGAUGCUACAACCAGGGCUGAGCUGUCUCCUCCCCCUCAGUACAUCGACGAGCGUCUUAAUUUGUAUGCAAAGCUGAAAGCCGAGCACGACGCUCUGAUGGCAGAGAGGGCUGCAAAGAACAGCAGAGCCAUCAAGGUGACACUGCCCGAUGGGAAGGUGGUGGAGGCGGAGUCCUGGAAGACCACGCCGUACCAAGUGGCCAGUGGAAUCAGUCAAGGCCUCGCUGACAACACGGUGAUUGCCAAAGUAAACAACAGUGUGUGGGACCUGGACCGACCUCUGGAGGAUGACUGCAGCCUUCAGUUACUGAAGUUUGAUGAUGAGGAGGCGCAAGCUGUCUACUGGCACUCCAGUGCUCACAUCCUGGGCGAGGCCAUGGAGCGGGUGUAUGGGGGCUGCCUCUGCUACGGCCCCCCCAUCGAGAACGGCUUCUACUAUGACAUGUUUUUGGAGAACGACGGCGUAUCGAGCAAUGACUUCCCCGGUCUGGAGACCCUGUGCAAGAAAAUCAUCAAGGAGAAGCAGCCUUUCGAGAGGCUGGAGAUAAAGAAGGAAACACUCCUGGACAUGUUUAAGUACAACAAGUUUAAGUGCCGCAUUCUGAAUGAGAAAGUCACCACGCCCACUACCACCGUCUACAGAUGUGGUCCCUUAAUCGAUCUGUGUCGAGGUCCUCAUGUGAGACACACUGGGAAAAUCAAGGCACUCAAGAUCCACAAGAAUUCUUCUACUUACUGGGAGGGAAAGGCAGACAUGGAAACCCUCCAGAGGAUCUACGGAAUCUCCUUCCCUGACCCCAAAAUGCUCAAAGAAUGGGAAAAGUUUCAAGAGGAGGCCAAGAACAGAGAUCACCGCAAACUAGGACGGGAGCAAGACCUCUUCUUCUUCCACGAAUUGAGUCCGGGGAGCUGCUUUUUCCUGCCAAAGGGGGCCUACAUCUACAACACGCUGAUUGAGUUCAUCAGAAGCGAGUACAGGAAGAGGGGCUUCCAGGAGGUGGUGACACCCAACAUCUACAACAGCAAGCUGUGGGUGACCUCCGGGCACUGGCAGCACUACAGCGACAACAUGUUCUCCUUCGAGGUGGAGAAGGAGACGUUUGCCCUCAAACCCAUGAACUGCCCGGGCCACUGCCUGAUGUUUGCGCACCGUCCACGCUCCUGGAGGGAGCUGCCCCUGCGCAUGGCCGACUUCGGCGUCCUGCACCGGAACGAGCUGUCCGGAGCCCUGACCGGCCUCACCCGAGUCCGCCGCUUCCAGCAGGACGACGCCCACAUCUUCUGCUCCAUGGACCAGAUUGAGGAGGAGAUUAAGGGCUGCCUGGACUUUCUGAGGACUGUGUAUGAAGUGUUUGGCUUCACUUUCAAACUCAACCUCUCCACCAGACCAGAGAAGUUUCUGGGAGUACCGGAGAUGUGGGACCAGGCCGAGAAGCAACUGGAGAACAGCCUGAACGAGUUUGGAGAAAAAUGGGUCCUCAACCCGGGCGACGGCGCUUUUUACGGGCCGAAGAUUGAUAUUCAGAUCAAGGACGCCAUCGGUCGAUACCAUCAGUGCGCCACAAUCCAGCUGGACUUCCAGCUGCCCAUUCGCUUCGACCUCAACUUUGUCAGCCAUGAUGGGGACGACAAGAAGAAACCAGUGAUCAUCCACCGAGCCAUCCUGGGAUCAGUCGAGAGGAUGAUCGCCAUUCUUACCGAAAACUACGGAGGCAAAUGGCCACUGUGGCUGUCACCCGGUCAAGUGAUGGUUGUACCCGUGGGACCGACCUGUGAGGAGUACGCCGAGAAAGUCAAGCAAGAGUUUCACAACAGCGGCUUCAUGACCGACGUGGACCUGGACCCCGGCUGCACGCUCAACAAAAAGAUCCGAAACGCACAGCUGGCGCAGUACAAUUUCAUCUUGGUGGUGGGAGAGAAGGAGAAGACGAGCAACACGGUAAACGUGCGCACCAGAGACAACAAAGUGCACGGCGAGCGCAGCGUGGAGGAGUGCAUCGAGCGGCUCAAACAGCUCAAGGUGUCCAGGAGCCGGAACGCAGAGGAGGAGUUCUGAGCUUUCAGCGGGGGCCUCGUGGUUAGGGGCAGCUUCUGACGAGGGAGACAAACGCCAGCAAACGUUGCCUAGCGUUUGCUUUUUUUUUUUUUUUGCAACAAUCAAAGAUUUUCUCACACAUUGCGCUAUCUUCUUUUUUCCCAUGUCUUCUUUCUGUAACUGUUUAUGGUUAGCAAGUAACACAAUGACUGUGGUCCCGUGCUGUUCCGACUAAUGCGAUGAGGUUGUUGAGCUGCUUUACAGAAGUGUACCGUAAAUGAAUCGAUUACGUCAUAGAACAUGUCUCAAAACUGUUUCCCUAAAUAUGGAGACGAUAAAAACAGAAGGGAAAACACUGUCUUAACUGUUUCUGUCGCUCGUUUUCAUUGGGGGAAAUUGUACAUGGGAUACAGUUUUGAUAAUUAAACAAUCUAUUCUUGA